Molecule: messenger RNA, 8018 nt
Organism: Mus musculus (house mouse)
Lineage: Eukaryota; Metazoa; Chordata; Mammalia; Rodentia; Muridae
Gene: Zfp853
Product: zinc finger protein 853
Exons: 2
Coding region: 2082-3839 (585 amino acids)
Cellular component (GO): nucleus
Source: RefSeq, a predicted model, not a curated record
CAGGAUGGAGCUGGGCCCAGCAACCCAGACCUUUGUGUUGGAGCUUCGAUGUCUUGAGGAUGGGGGUCCAGGGCCUGACACCCUCUCAGGCAUAACACUUCAGGUGACAUCUAACUACAUGGUCAAUAGAAUGCUUCUGUGGAAACUGCUGUCCCAGGAAGUCAGAGUGACCACGUGACCAAGCUAGAAAUGAGGCGAUUCACACCGAGGUGAGGUCUGUCCCUGCAGAGGAGGCACGAGAACGGAGUGUGUGAGAGGGUGCUGAUCUUACCCUCGGGACGUGUUCCCUCAGGUGUCUGCACCCACUGCCCAACACCCAGCUGCUCUGUGGAAGCGGCUCUAGAAAGAAAAAAAGUGUUCCAGGGGCUGGGGAGGUGGCUCAGUGGGGAGAGCAUUCGCCCUUCAAGCUUGAGGACAAGAGUUUGAACCCCCAGAGUUCAAGUAGAGGCAGAGUAGUUCAUUGUCUGAAUCGGAGCACUUCUGUUAUGAGAGGGGAGGUAGAGGCAGGAGAAUCCGUGGACACUCCGGGGCCAGCUAGCCUGGCAGGCCUGUACAGCGGCAGACAGGAGACCCUGUCUCCAAGUGCAAGGUCAGGCCCAACACCCAACUUGUCCUCUGACCUCUAUAGGUGUGCUGUGGUACCUAUGUUCCCACAAGCACACGCAUGGACACACAUGCCCAUACACACAAGACACACAGAUUUUAAAAAUGCAUUUAACAAAGGUGAUUAGAAAGCUUGGUUUUGUAAAAUAUAAUUACACACAACUAUCUGUGUGUGUGUGUGUGUGUGUGUGUGUGUGGUAUGUGUGGUGUGCAUGUGUGUAUUCAUGUUUCUUGUCUGCAUUUGGGUGCUCUUGUGCGUGGGUGUGGAUGGACAUGUGUGCACAUGCAUUUGGAGACCCCAGACUGAUGUCAAGUCAUACUUGAUCAUUCUUCCACCUUAUUCAAUGGGUCAGGGUCUCUGAAUCGCGCUCAAAGCUUGCCUAUACGGCUAGUCUUCCCAGCCAGCUUCCUCCAGGGACCCCCUCUCUCCACUCUCUGAGGGUGGAGUUAUAGGUGUGCUGCUGUGCCUGACUUUUCAGUUAACUUCUGAAGUACAGACUCCAUACCUGACCCCCCUGGCUUCCUUGAUGCGUCAAUGCUUUCUAGAAAUGGCUUGCUGUAUCCUUAUAGAAAUGGCUUGUUAUUCACAGACAAGGCAAAUUUCACUUAUUUAAAGUGUGAGCGUUAUCUGGCGGUGGUGGCGCACACCUUUAAUCCCAGCACUUGGGAGGCAGAGGCAGGCAGAUCUCUGUGAGUUUAAGGCCAGCCUGGUCUAUAGCCUGGGACAGCCAGGGCUACACAAAGAAAUUCUGUAUCAAAAAACCAGAUAGAUAGAUAGAUAGAUAGAUAGAUAGAUAGAUAGAUAGAUAGAUAGACAGACAGACAGACAGACAGUGUGUGACCAUAAAUGGGUUCAGAGCUCAGCCACUGGAAUAGCUGGCCUCCCUGCAUGGGGAAAAAGAGCUAGACACAUUUCAGGGAAUGGUGUCAGGAUCCCCAAGAGCUAAGCAUGGGACUCAUUUGAAGGGGGCUCAGUGGGAGUCUGAACAGGGUGAUCAGGGGACUCUGGGAAUGUUUGUUCUGUCAUCGUUGUCACUUGCUCUCACAUUUUUUGGGUCCCCGCUCAGAGCCCCUUAGUGUAUCCUGAAUGCAUCCUUCUGGGGGUUUGGUCCGGAUCCUGCCUAUCACUCCUUCUCGCCUGGCUUCCUGCCAUUUCCACUACAGGUGGCAGUGGUGGGAAGGAAAGCCAGGAGGAAGAAGAGGUCCAGGAGGGGAGCAGCCACCCACAGCAGCCAGUGCUUGCAGCCUCAUUCGGGGCCUAUUACUAUAUUGAGCCAGAGCAGGAGGAACCGCAGGACUUGCGAGUGCACCGAGUUAAGCAGCAGCCAGAGCAGAAACGUCAGCCCGAGCACAGGCAGUUGCAAGAGCAGCAACCGCAGCAUCAGCUGUUAGGAUCCCAGCCAGAAUCGCAGCAGCAGCAGCAAGAUGGACAACAGCAGCUGUCUCCGCCCCAGCAAGAACAGCAGGAAAACUGGCCCAUGCAGCACCAGCAACCAAAACCACAGCUGCAGGUGGUGCAGCUGCCAAGACUUGGACAAGAGCAACAUUUAUUGCUGCAGCAGCACCAGAUGAUGCAGCUUCCACACCAAGCACAACAGAUGUUUCAACAGCAGCAGGAACAGCUGCAACUGCAGCAAAUUCAACAGCAGUAUCUUGUGCAGCAGCAAGUAUAUGAACCUGUACCGCAGCAGCAAGUGCUGCUACUGCAGCAGCUGGUACAGCAGCAGCAAGUGCAGGAACAACUGCCAUUACAGCAGCCAACGCAAGAGCAGCAACAGUCACAGCACCCACAGCUUCUCCAAAAGCAACUGUUACAACAGCAGAGACAGUUGCUGCUGCAGCAUGUGCAAGAUCAAGUAUUGCAGUUACAACAAGUGCAAGAGCAGAAGCUGUUGCAACAGGAGCAGUUUCAGCAGCAGCUGCUCCAACAGCAGCAACUGCUGCAGCAGCAGGGACAGUUGCAACAGCAACACUUACAGCAGCAGGUACUGGUGCUGCAGCCACAGGGACAGCUACAGCAGCAACUAUUGCUGCAGCAGCAACAGACACAGUUGCAGCAGCAGCUGUUGCUGCAGCAACAGGCACAAUUGCAGCACCAACUAUUACUGCAGCAGCAGGAACAGUUGCAGCAGCAGUUAUUGCAACAGCAGCAGGAACAGUUGCAGCAGCAGCAGUUAUUGCAAAAGCAGCAGGAACAGCUACAGCAGCACCAGCAGCUGCAGCCUCUUCCACCAGAGGACGAGGAAGUGGAACUUGAGCUCAUGCCGGUGGACGUGGGGUCUGAGCAGGAGCUGGAGAGGCAGCAAGAGCUGGAAAGACUGCAGGAACAGCGGCAGCUGCAGCUAAAAAUGCAGGAGCAGCUACGUCAGCUAGAGCAGCACCUGGAGAAGCAGCAGCAGCUGGAGCAGCUGCAGCAGCAGCAGCAGCUGGAGCAACAGGAGGUGCACCUGGAGCUGACCCCGGUGGAGCUAGGCGCCCAGCAGCAGGAGCUGCAACUGGAGCUGACCUCUGUGCAGCCAGAGCUGCAACUAGAGGUGGUGCCAGCUCCGGGAGGUUCAGCGCCAGCUCCAGCCACCGUUGUGGUGGCCCCUCCAGGUUACGUGGUGCUGCAAGAGCUCAUGGUGCUGCCCGCUGUGGCCACAUCCACUGUGGUAGCUAUCCCGGGCCCCGCGGGGAGUGCGGCUCUGACUCCCGCCAAACAGCGGAGGAAGCGGCGAGCCCGGGACAGGCCGACCAUCUGCAGCGAGUGUGGCAAGGGUUUCAGCCGCAGCACGGACCUGGUGCGACACCAAGCCACACACACUGGGGAGAGGCCGUACCUCUGCAGUGAGUGCGGCAAGAGCUUCUCACAACAUUCCAACCUGGUGACCCACCAGCGCAUCCACACGGGCGAGAAGCCCUAUGCCUGCACCUACUGCUCCAAGUGCUUCAGCGAGAGCUCGGCGCUCGUGCAGCAUCAGCGCACCCACACCGGAGAGCGGCCCUACGUCUGCGGUGACUGCGGCAAGCGCUUCAGCGUCUCCUCCAACCUGCUGCGCCACCGUCGCACCCACUCGGGAGAGCGGCCCUACGUGUGCGAGGACUGCGGCGAGCGCUUCCGGCACAAGGUGCAGAUCCGCAGGCACGAGCGCCAGCUGCAUGGGGCAGGACGCUCCCGAGGCCUGGGACUCCUGCGGUCCUCCAGGCCCGGGCCUUCUACAAGGGCCCAGCAGAACUCUGCAUCCGGGAAGCACUGAGAGGUGUUAGCGCCAUCCACACACACACCUCAACCCUAGGUCCUGGCCUUAACCCCAUCUUGAGGUCUUUCUGGGUAUCUUGAAUUAUCCUUAAGAAAGGAAGACUUCCAUCCCGCCUGUGACCCAGGCCGCCCCACCCCCACCCCCCAAGCACCAAGUUCACAGAUUUCUCAUCCCUCCCCCCGCCCCCCCCCCAAACCAUCUCCAGGUCGGUGAAAGAGACUGCCCAGCUUUGCCUGGGAAAAUAGGACUGAGAACUGGCUUGGUAGCAAACAACUCGUGAGAUUUGAUACAACCAAACACUAACCAGCAAAUGAAAUAUUUAGUGUGUGUGUGUGUGUGUGUGUGUGUGUGUGUGUGUGUGUGUGUGUGUGAACUGGAAAAGGAAUGGAUCAUUCUGAAUACUUAAGGAGAAACUGGAAGGGGAGGGGCAGAGGAUGGAGUCCAGCCUACUGUAAAUUGCUUGCCUAGCAGAAAGCCCUGGUUUUCAUCUCCAGCACCAUACAAACCCGGUGUGUGGACCCAGAUAGUCCCAGCACUUGGGAGGUGGAGACAGGAGACUGAGGCUCCAGGUCAUUGUCAGGCACAUAGUGAGUUGGCAGAUAGCCUGGGUUACAUGAGACCCUGCCUCCAACAAAAAACAAAACAAAUAAACAAACAAAAACUGGUCUUCAGGUUGUCACAAUGCAGUGAACUUGGUCGAGGCAGUGAAUGGUCAUGACAUAAAUCUUGAAAAUAUCCGUCAAGAUGAAACGUGGACAUAUCUGGUGCAGAUACCUGCCCUGUGUUCAUAGACAAGGUCAGAGUGGCAGCCCGGUCGGUGUGUAAAUAAAAGCCAGGAGUCCUGCUCUGGGUGGAAGGUCAAACCUUCCUUCCCAGGGAGUCCAGACUACAGGCGUUAGAAGCAGAUCCGGGGCCUCUGUUGGAAUGUCCCCAAGCCAUUUGUACAUCCUUUACUGUCCCCUGGUGUAAGAGCCCAUGGCUGAAGCAGAGAUUGCCAAGAAGAGUUUACAAAUAACUUCCAGGUAGCCCUCACCUAGCCUAAGCCACCUAGAUGCUACCCAAGUGGUCAACACCAUGUGACCCAGGAACCACAAUCUCCAGGGCCAAGCUAUGGGGAGGGGUGGCUCGAGAAGCCCCUACCUCCUGGCUGGAGGUGUGGGGACAGAGACUGGGGGUCUCAGAAAGGCUGUAAGCCAUGCUUACCAAAUCAUGUAGGGCAGGGACUGCUGAGAAGUACGUGGUGUUGGAAGGUGUGCGUGUGAAGCCUGUCCUCCAGGUCCCCAGCCUCUUCCUGCCGCACCUCACCUCUCACGCAUUCUGAUGCCGUUUUCUUUGUUUGUUUGUUUUUGUUUUUUGUUUGUUUUUUGCCCUUGAUGCUGGCAGCAGAGGAGACCUGCCCACGAUACUUGGGGGAAAAUGAAAGCCAAAGGCAGAGAGAGGGGGGUAGGGGUGUGUGUGUGGGGGGGGUUGGGAGGAUUUUCCAGGUUUGGCGGCAUACACUUGUAAUCCUAGCACUUGGAAAACAGAUGCAGAAAUAUAGUGAGUUCAAGUCCAGCUUGGGCUACAUAGCAAGAUCUUAUCUCAUAGAAGAGAGGGAGGAAGGCAGCCAGACACGGUAGUUCAUACCUAUACUCCCAGAACUUAGGAUGCUGAAGGAGGAUCCAGAGUUGGAGGAUAGCCUGGGCUACAUAGUGAUACUGUAUAACAAAAAGAAAAAGACAAUUUAAAUCCUGUAAGUAGAGAACUGGUGUCACCCAAGAGAAGCAGAAGGCAGCAGUAGAAAGAAAUACAAUGUUGUUUCCGAAGUUACAUCAUGGUGGGAUUCAGAGGCUAGGGGAAAGCAGUGGACACAGGACCCCCCUGCUCUUUGUUUAAAAGGCAUCCAGAGAUGAGAAACUGUCACACACACACACACACACACACACACACACACACACACACACACACACACGCUGCCUUCUUGGUGCUGUGGUCUGGGAUGAAACUUAAAGCUUUGUUGAUGUUGGACAAAGGUCUACCUCUAAGCCACGCUCCACAGCCCCCACUGAGAGUCUCCAGGCAGGGGCUCCACCACUGAGCCACACCCCCAGCCCCUCACUGGGGGAUUCUAGGCAGGAGCUCCACCACUGAGCCACACCCCAUCUCCUUACUGGUAGAUUAUGAGCAGGGGCUCUGCCACUGAGCCAUGUGAGUUCUGGGCAGUAAGGACCCUAUCACUGAGCCAGGUACCUUGUCCUCUUCUUAUUUUGAAGCAUCAUUUUGCCCAAGUUGUCCUGAAACUUUCUCUGUAGCCCAGGCAAGCCCAGAAUCCCUGAUCCUCCUGCCUCAACCUCCUGACUGCUAGAAUUACAGGCAUGUACCUCACACCCAGCCCCCAGUAACAAUUAUUUUCCCCCUUGCUUCUAAAAACAACCGUUGGUAGAGUUCUGAGUGACUGGCUGAAAAUGAACAGAAUAGAACUUAAAUUGCCCCGGGUUAAGGAGGGCUGGAGGGCUAGUCCCUAGACGCCGCCCUCUGGAUCCGUGCGUCUGAGGACAGCACCCUUGCUCUGUCUGUACUGUGGCUUAGUUGGGUUGUUCUGUUACUGCUCACCUCAACCUUGGCAGGUUGUCACAAACUCACUAGAAGGGAAUAAUUUUAUUUUAUCUUUUAAAUUUAUGUGCAUGUGUGUAAUGUGUCCAUGGAGUUCACCAUAUGUGUGCAGGGUGCCUAUAGUAGGCAGCAGAGGGCGUCAGACUCCCAGGAACUGCAAUUACAGGUGGCUGUGAGCAGCCCAAUGGGGGUGCGGGAACUGGAUUUCAGUGUAGAAGAACAGUAAGCAAAACCAUGCCAGUCCUGGUGGAUUCUGAACUCUGUGUGUGUGUGUGUGUGUGUGUGUGUGCGUGUGUGUGCGCGCACGUGUUCAUUGAGCAGCUCCUUUAGUUGGGGAUGGAUAGAGGUGAUUUCAACCUUUUGGGGGUGAGCGUGCACCACUGGCUGGGGCUGAGGUUCUGGAAUGCCUCAUUUGCAUGAAGCGGAAUUCCAGCUGGACCUGACUUUAUAAGGAAAGAGAAAGUUUAACCUGGCUGCCACUAUGUGACCUCCUGUGGUGGGGAAGAAGGUAGGGGCUACAGGACUUUGUGCACUGGGACAUGUUGGGGGUGGUGGGAGGGAGAGGUCCUCACUCCUACUGUCCAGCGUUGGACAUGACUUGACCCCACUUCUGCUCCAGACUGGCUCCUCCUGGUUCCAUGGUGCCCAGGCCCCACAGAAAGGAGUAGUUUUAAAGCAAUUACAUCAAAACAAUAUGGAUGAAAUCUAAUGGACUUCAAAAAGGAAAAUCGACAUUUUUGGCACUAAUGCAAUUCCUAUGACUCUCAUAUAUCUAUAUGUGUAUCUGUGUGUAUACACUUGCAUGUGUGUGUGUAUGUGUGUGUAUAUAUAUAUAUAUAUAUAUAUAUAUAUACACAUAUACAUAUAUAUACACACACACACAUAUACACACACACACACACAUAUAUAUAUACAUAUAUACACACACACAUACAUAUACACACAGUAUAUACAAGAAAAAGGACACAGAAGUCCCCGAUUCACUCAUGUACCAGGUAGCUGGCCUGGUGACACAGACUCGCAUCAAGCUCUUUGAAACCUGAGGCUGGAGGAUGGCAAGUUCAAGGCAAGCCUGGGCUGUGGAGAGACAGCUUACCAUUGCUGCCGUCACCAUUUUAAUUCCUGCUCUGUCCUCCACACUGGCCUGUCAGCGACAGGACCAUCUGCCAACCCAGCAGUUUUCUGGAAGCUUGUUCUUUGUAUCCACUUUCCCGCCCCUCACCAAGGGAGAGGGGGACACAGCCAGCACAGGAAGGAGCCAGUCAUUUCGGUACCUCUGAGGUUCUGAGAGUCGAGGGAUAACUCAGUUCACAUACAGUAGCAUUAGGCUGACUCCGAGUCUGCUAGAGUCCCCCAGAUGCAGACAUGAGCUAUCUGUCCUCCAGAAGCCACCUAUACACCAUGGCUGAGUAGUGUUGUUGUGUGACAAAACUCUUCCUUGGGUAACACCACACAUACAGGUAUGGGAUCCCACAACAGACAAAUGUACAGACACCACCAAAGUCCAACCUCGUGUACCAGUGAGGAUUAUCGAGGUAACUUACAGGAAUAUGGGUGAGAGGUUACUCACAGGAGCAGAAAUGA